Messenger RNA from Anopheles aquasalis, 842 nucleotides. RefSeq names its product ADP ribosylation factor-like 2 (gene Arl2). Lineage: Eukaryota; Metazoa; Arthropoda; Insecta; Diptera; Culicidae. Gene Ontology annotation, molecular function: GTPase activity; GTP binding. The record is from RefSeq and is a predicted model, not a curated record.
CGCAUUCGCAUCCGCAUCCGCAACUGGAAGUGGUAACGGGGAUCCGCAGCUGCUCAACCCUCGCCGGAACUUCCAUCAUCAUCAGCCAGAAGGACACAUCAAGAUAAAGGUGAUAAGAGUAAAUCCCAGUCGUCUCCCAACUCCCGCGCCAUCAUCGCCGUUGAACAAGUGGGCUGAGAAAGUGUGCACCGUUGAAAACUGAUCGGAACAAAAACGCCAGCAAAAUGGGAUUUCUAUCGAUCCUGAAGAAGAUGAAACAAAAGGAAAAGGAGAUGCGAAUACUGCUACUCGGACUCGACAACGCCGGCAAAACCACCAUCCUCAAGCGGUUCAACGGGGAACCGAUCGACCAGAUCUCGCCCACGCUCGGAUUCAACAUCAAGACGCUGCACUACAAUGACUACGUGCUGAACAUGUGGGACGUCGGGGGACAGAAGUCGCUCCGCUCGUACUGGCGCAACUACUUCGAGUGCACGGACGGGCUAAUCUGGGUGGUCGACAGCACGGAUCGGAUGCGGAUGGAGUCCUGUCGGGCCGAGUUGACGCUGCUGCUGGAGGAGGAACGGUUGGCCGGUGCUACGCUUUUGGUGCUAGCGAACAAACAGGAUCUUCCCGGAGCGCUAACGGGCGUCGAAAUUAAGGACAUACUGGAACUGGAUAAAAUCGAAACGCAUCACUGGUCCAUUCAAGGUGUCAGCGCCGUCACCGGGGGGAAAUUGGUCGAGGCGAUCGAUUGGCUAGUGGAGGACAUCUCGAAGCGAAUCUUCACUCUAGACUAGACUCCCAAAGUGAUUCCAUAUGCAAGAAAAAAAACAAUACAUUCUAAACGUAUUUAUUCAACC